CUUUCCUCUCCUCUGUCUCCCUAAUCACUUCUUCUUGCUCUUGGCUCCCGCCCUCCUGGUGCCCUUCCUGUCUUUUCUUUCGUCUCCAAGCUCACUGAUGCCAUCCACCUGGCCGGCGGGCUCCGCUUCUGCACCGCAGGCGCUCUGCUCGGCGGGCUGUGUCUCGCUUCCCUUCCUCUCUGGCGCGGUGUCUUGCUGCUGUUCUUCUUGUCCUGGCCAUUUACUCUUCUUGAGGGCGUCCAGGGCCGAGUGUGAUUUGGAUGGGCGCAGCUCUUGAUCGGGAAUGCCCUUGUCUGCCUUAAUCUUCAGCUCCUUCCUCAUCAACUCAGUUCUUCCCUUGAAGCUUGGAAUUGGGAAGGGGAAUCCUGGAAACAAACAAGCACAAUACACGUACGGGUGUCACUGUCUGUGUUUGUUUAGGUACCCAGGCCGCUUCGACCGCCUCGGUGUGCGUCCUGCAAUGCGCCUCUCAGACCGCGGUAGCCCAUCGUGACACACUUCAGCUCGGCUGUCGCCCGCCAGCAGGUCUUUUCGGUGUAGUUGAGGAGGGUCAUGAUCCAUGGGUCGGCAAUCCAGGCGUCAAUGAGCCUCUCGAGCUGUGGGUGGAGACGCUUGACGUCCACCACCCACUUGAGCAUAGCAAAUGCAAACUCAGCGUCGUCAUUCCGCCGCUGAGACAGAGACAUAAAUAAAUGCGUCAUGCGGACUUCCAUGUGUGUUCCCCCACCCCAGGGCCCCGCAGCAGGUACCUACCUGAUUGGUUUCCAGCAGCAGGUCAGUCACUGCAUACAGGUCGUUCCUCGAGCCCCCACUCGGCAGCCGGAGCCUCUCCAGCAGCUGCACGGCUUCCCGCCACUCCGCCAGAAAUGCGCGGUCGCGGUUGCAACGAGCCAUGAAGCCGCUAAGUUUCUUGCAAAAGGCCUCCUCGACGCUGUGGCCUUCCGUGUUGAUAAUCAAGGGGUCCUCGGCCUUGGUGACGACGUAAACAGGGCCAAAUGACGGGGAGAGCUUCUCCGAGGGAUCGGUGAGAAGUUUCCCCUGUGUGAGGUUGAAUAUUCGCUGUGUUCUGAACGAGAUGUUGUGGCGCUGCUCCAGCAGCGGCCGGAGGAUCCAGACCGACAUCUGGUUGCAGCAGUGGACUCUGAUCGUGUCCUUGCCCUUCGUGUUGCUGACGUUGUGCACGACCUGCGAGAGCGAAUGUAAUGUUGCAGAACACUCACAUAUGAUGGUAUGGUGCACAUACUUACAUACCUGAUGAAAAGAGCCUUCCGUAUUCCGCAGCGCAUAGACCAGCGCCACUCUCGCCUCAUAGAGGUCCAUCAGGGCCGCCUCGUGCAGCGCUUCCACGAAUGUCAGGUUGUCGUCGGCCGAUCGGUUGAUGAGCCCCAGAAGGGUCCUCAUGAGCUCUUUCUUGCCGUCUCCCUGAGGGCACCGCGAUUUUGGCUGGUCGCCAAGCUGCACCGCUCUUUCCCACAGCACCGAGACGGCCCCUUCCUUAUCAAUCCACGCCUUGUAAAACCGCGCGAAGGCGAGGUAGCCCUUGAGCUCCGUCAAAGGGCCGCCGGCGUUGUCUGCGAACACACACAGAUGAAUGAAUGCACUGAUUGACAAUGAGUGCACCGGUGUCUUCUCCCCUCCCUCGUGACACUCACCCCACAGCCGCAUGUAGAAUGGGUUGCGAUGCAGCUGAUGAUCAAAGAGCAGCCAUGCAAUCGCACGUAUCAGCUUGCGUGUGUGCCUCGCAUCACGUUUCAUGCGGUGCGGUGCGUACCUCUCUCACGCUCUCGUAUUGAGCGCCGUCCGCCUCCGUCUGAAUCAUUCCUUUCCUGAAACUCCUGACCUCCUCUCUGUUCAUCGUCCGCUUCUCCCUUUUGGGCUUUGUGUUGGUUGUGGCCUUCGUGUGGGACUCGUAGAUCAGGUGUCUGGUCG
Messenger RNA from Vitrella brassicaformis, 1929 nucleotides. Lineage: Eukaryota; Vitrellaceae. The record is from the annotation of a GenBank genome assembly.